This is a messenger RNA of Fusarium verticillioides 7600, 1536 nucleotides long. RefSeq lists its product as hypothetical. The transcript is spliced from 7 exons. Gene Ontology annotation, molecular function: methyltransferase activity. Lineage: Eukaryota; Fungi; Ascomycota; Sordariomycetes; Hypocreales; Nectriaceae. The coding region runs from base 196 to 1032 and encodes 278 amino acids. The record is from RefSeq and is a predicted model, not a curated record.
AGCUGGUCAUUGGCGAGGCCAGGGUUCCCCUCUCCCUCUCACGUCCACUCAACUUAAACUGUCAAAAAUAUCUCUCAGAUUGACUUUGAUUCAGCGUCGCAUUGUGAUAAUUCUUGAUGUCUUCGCCAAAGACCAAAUCGCCGACUGGGCCGUCAUCUCCGGCGUCUGGGCCCAAGUCAACCCCUUCUCCGCACAAUGAGCUCAUCCCCGCCGCUGACAACGAUGAUGAUGUUCAAGACGACGCCGACUCAACGCUUGAAACAGACGCGUAAGAUUUACUCUUGCCGUCAUUAUCAAUCCAUAUUGAAAAUAUUUUACAGUGAGAGCUCGACUGCCUCUGUUUCUUCGAGUAUCCUUCACUACAGAAGUAUUCAGGGUCGCACGUUCCAUAGCGACAAGUUCGUGACUGAAUAUUCCUUUCCGAAUGAUGAACAACAACUCGAGUCUGUUGACAUUAGCCAUCAUUAUCUAACGGUCCUGCUCGACGGUCAGUUAUAUAUGGCUCCCAUCGGAGACAACAUCCAAAAAGCGCUUGACAUUGGUACGGGAAGUGGAAUCUGGGCAAUAGACUUCGCAGAUCAGUUCCCCCAAGCCGAAGUAACAGCAACUGAUCUCUCACCAACACAGCCAAAAUGGGUCCCCCCAAAUGUGCGCUUCGAGAUCGACGACGCCACCGAGACCUGGACCUGGAAAGACAACGCCUUUGAUUUCGUGCACAUGCGUUAUCUCUUCGGGGCUAUUCAGGACUGGACUGCUUUGUACCAACAAGCCUACCGUGUUUGUGCGCCGGGGGGUUGGGUUGAGUCUGUUGAAGCCGAUAUUCAUUUUCGUAGUGAUGAUGGCACAGCUGAAGAACAAGAGGUGUAUAAGGUGUGCAACAAGCUGUAUGAAGAUGGUGGUAAGGCGAUAGGUAGACCGUUCUUUGUGCAUGAGUUGCAACCAAAGGGGAUGGAAGAAGCGGGGUUCGUGGACAUCAAGACGGUGGACUACAAGGUGAGUUUUGGUUUGAGCAGAGAGCUCUUACAAGGCUGAUUCCGUGCGCGAUUGCAGAUCCCGAUUGGGGAUUGGCCCAAGGACCCAAGGCUAGCUGAGGUCGGCCGAUUUGUCAAGCUGACAUUGGAGAAUGACAUUGAAGGAUAUACUCUGCUGUUGUGGAAUAAUGUGCUGCAGUGGCCCAAGGACGAGUACCAGGUGUUCCUGAUGCAGAUCAGAAAGGCUCUGCGCAACCGCAAGAUUCAUGGUUAUUUUGUGGUACGCUAUGUGUACGGCCGUAAGCCAGAAUCGCAUGCGGCGUAGCCUAGUGGCUAUGUAUCAUCCCCUCAGUAGUAUUUAAUUCAAACGCUCAAUUUCGGAAUUUAUUUCUCUGAAAUCAUUAAAGCCGUACUUUCAAACACUGAACAUCAAAGCUGGUUAGGAAACGAUCAAAAAAUUAAUUCAAGGCAAAGCUCUCAAAUUAGAUCACUUUGUGAAUGAAGCUAUUAUAUGCAAUCAAUAUCCUUUUAUGUUCUUGAGUCGCGAGAAUUACUUAAACUCUCA